Molecule: messenger RNA, 4497 nt
Organism: Chenopodium quinoa (quinoa)
Lineage: Eukaryota; Viridiplantae; Streptophyta; Magnoliopsida; Caryophyllales; Amaranthaceae
Product: coatomer subunit alpha-2-like
Exons: 3
Coding region: 379-4023 (1214 amino acids)
Biological process (GO): intra-Golgi vesicle-mediated transport; retrograde vesicle-mediated transport, Golgi to endoplasmic reticulum; intracellular protein transport
Cellular component (GO): COPI vesicle coat
Molecular function (GO): structural molecule activity; protein binding
Source: RefSeq, a predicted model, not a curated record
AACGUCCCCAUAACAAACAAUUACAUACCCCGCGCAUCCAGACUCAAGACUCAUAGCCAAAACUGAGAUCGGCUGUUAGAAGGUUCAAAGCCAGAUCUAUAACCUCCUUCCUCUUUCUCUCUCUUCGUCCCACUUUCUCUCACUACAAUGUCGAAUUCCUCCUAAAUCACCUUCCAUUUUUCGCCAUUUUUGCAUUAGAUCUGAGUUUUCAAGCUCAAUCUCACAUUCUCCUUUUUCUCAAUCAAUUCUAGGGUUUCAAUUUCAAUUUCAUCCUUUAAUUCUUUCAAUUUCGAUCUGAAUUCACCAAUCCUUUUUUGAUCACUUCUGCAAUUUUAUGAAUUGAUCGCUGUUCUUCUGGAAAAUUUGAAUUGAAGAACAAUGUUGACGAAAUUCGAAACGAAGAGUAAUCGAGUGAAGGGACUGAGUUUUCACCCGAAACGUCCAUGGAUCUUGGCGAGUUUACACAGCGGUGUGAUCCAAUUGUGGGAUUAUCGUAUGGGUACUCUCAUUGAUCGAUUCGACGAACACGAUGGUCCGGUUCGAGGCGUCGAUUUUCAUAAAACUCAGCCUCUUUUUGUUUCUGGAGGGGAUGACUAUAAGAUAAAAGUAUGGAACUAUAAAUUGCAUCGAUGCCUAUUUACUCUUCUAGGACACCUUGACUACAUCCGUACUGUCCAGUUUCACCAUGAAUCUCCUUGGAUUGUCAGUGCUAGUGAUGACCAGACCAUAAGGAUAUGGAACUGGCAAUCACGUACUUGUAUCUCUGUGCUGACGGGACACAAUCAUUAUGUUAUGUGUGCCUCCUUUCAUCCCAAGGAAGAUCUCGUAGUUUCUGCUUCUUUGGAUCAGACAGUUCGUGUUUGGGAUAUUGGCUCUUUGAGGAAGAAAGGCGUUUCUCCUUCUGAUGACAUCUUGCGUUUGAGUCAGAUGAAUUCUGAUCUGUUUGGCGGUGUUGAUGCUGUUGUUAAGUACGUCUUGGAGGGUCAUGAUCGAGGAGUUAACUGGGCUUCUUUCCAUCCAUCUCUCCCUUUGAUUGUGUCUGGUGCUGACGAUCGCCAAGUUAAAAUCUGGCGUAUGAAUGAUACCAAAGCUUGGGAGGUGGAUACCUUAAGAGGACACAUGAAUAAUGUUUCUUGCGUUCUCUUUCACACUAGACAGGAUAUUAUUGUCUCAAACUCAGAGGACAAAAGUAUUCGUGUUUGGGAUGCCACAAAGAGGACUGGCCUCCAAACCUUUAGGAGGGAGCAUGACCGCUUUUGGAUUUUGACAGCACAUCCUGAGAUGAACCUUCUGGCUGCUGGUCAUGACAGUGGAAUGAUUGUCUUUAAGUUGGAGAGAGAACGCCCUGCUUUUGCAGUUAGUGGUGAUCUUGUAUACUAUGUAAGGGAUCGCUUUCUUCGGGUUUUUGAGUUUUCAACCCAGAAGGAUAGUCAAGUCAUCCCCAUACGUCGACCCGGUGCCAGCAUACUUAACCAAAGCCCAAGAACGCUUUCUUACAGUCCAACCGAAAAUGCUAUUUUGAUUUCUUCUGAUAUAGAUGGUGGAUCUUAUGAACUCUAUAUAGUACCCAAAGAUGGCUGGGGUAGGGGUGAUUUGGUACAAGAGGCAAAGAGGGGUCUUGGCUGUUCAGCGAUUUUUAUUGCUCGGAACAAAUUUGCUGUAUUGGAGAAGAGCACCAACCAAGUGCUGGUGAAGAACCUGAAGAACGAGAUUGUGAAAAAGGUUGCCCUUCCUGCAUUGACUGAUGCUAUAUUUUAUGCAGGAACUGGAAACCUUCUUUGCAGGGCUGAGGACAGAGUGCUGGUGUUUGACCCUCAACAGAGGUUAGUGCUUGGGGAGCUUCAAACUUCUUUUGUUAGAUACGUUGUCUGGUCCAAUGACAUGGAAAGUGUUGCUUUGUUGAGCAAACACUCCAUAAUUAUAGCCACCAAGAAGCUUGAUCACCGAUGCACACUUCAUGAAACCAUCCGUGUGAAGAGUGGGGCCUGGGAUGACAAUGGUGUUUUUAUCUACACAACUCUUAAUCACAUAAAAUACUGUCUGCCUAAUGGGGACAAUGGUAUCAUUCGGACUCUCGACGUUCCACUGUACAUCACAAGAGUGUCAGGGAACACAAUAUUUUGUUUAGAUCGAGAUGGGAAAAACCGUGUUAUCUCAAUAGAUGCAACUGAAUAUUAUUUCAAGCUAUCACUUUUGAGGAAGAGAUUUGACCAGGUUAUGGGCAUGAUUAAGCGUUCUGAGCUUUGUGGCCAAGCAAUGAUUGCCUAUCUUCAGCAGAAGGGUUUUCCAGAGGUUGCUCUUCACUUUGUGAAGGAUGAGAAAACUCGCUUUAACCUGGCAUUAGAAAGUGGUAAUAUAGAAGUAGCUGUUGCUUCUGCUAAUGUGAUUGAUGACAAAACCCACUGGUAUAGAUUGGGGGUUGAGGCUCUUCGUCAGGGUAAUGCAGACAUUGUGGAAUAUGCAUAUCAAAAGACAAAGAACUUUGAGAGGCUGUCAUUCCUUUAUCUCAUAACUGGAAAUAUGGAGAAAUUGUCCAAAAUGCUGAAAAUUGCUGAAGUGAAGAAUAAUGUUAUGGGUCAAUUCCACAAUGCUCUUUAUCUGGGUGAUGUUCAGGAGCGGGUUAAGAUUCUCGAAGCUGCUGACCAUUUGCCCCUUGCUUAUAUCACUGCCAAAGUCCAUGGGCUAGAUGAUGUUGUUGAGCGUCUAGCAGCUGAACUUGGGGAUAACAUUCCUGAAAUCCCAAAGGGAAAGUCACAAUCUCUCUUGAAGCCACCAAGUCAGAUAAGCUGUGGUGCAAACUGGCCAUUGUUGACAGUCAUGAAGGGAAUGUUUGAUGGUCUUGAUUAUGCAAGAGAUGCGCAGGAUGAGGAUGCAGAAGUUGCAGAGGAUUGGGUUGAGGCCUUGGAGAUUGUCGAGGACUUGCAAAAUGGAGAUAUAAUUGCUGAUUUAGAUGAUGAAGAAAGAGUACAUGACAAUAAUGAUGAUGAAGUAGGAUGGGAAAUUGAGGAUGAUCUAGACCUUCCCGAGGUUGAAACUCCUAAGGUGACAGGCAACGGGCGUUCUUCUGUAUUUGUGGCACCUGCUCCAGGAAUGCCAGUGAGCCAGAUAUGGACCCAAAGGUCAUCACUUGCUGCUGAAUGUGUUGCAGCUGGCAGCUUUGACACUGCUAUGCGUUUGCUUUCCAGGCAACUGGGCAUAAAAAAUUUUGCUCCAUUGAAACCACUGUUUAUUGAUCUAUUUUCUGCCAGCCAUUCUUACCUGCUUGCCUUUGCUUCCGCUCCUGUGAUUUCUUUGGCACUGGAGAGGGGAUGGACUGAGUCAUCCAGUCCUAAUGUGAGGAGUCCACCUGCUCUUGUUUUUAGUUUCUCUCAAUUGGAGGAAAAGCUUAGAACUGGUUACAAAUUAACGACUGCUGGGAAGUUGAGUGACGCACUGCGUACCUUUACCAAUAUUCUUCACACAAUUCCAUUGAUUGUGGUUGAAUCAAGGAGAGAGGUUGAUGAAGUCAAAGAAUUAAUCACCAUAGUGAAAGAGUAUGUUCUGGGCUUGAAGAUGGAGCUGAAGAGGAGGGAGCUGAAAGACUACCCAAUUCGACAGCAGGAAUUAGCUGCCUAUUUUACUCACUGUAACCUUCAGGUGCCUCAUGUAAGACUUGCAUUGCUCACUGCUAUGACAAAUUGCUACAAAGCAGGAAAUCUGUGCACUGCUGCCAAUUUUGCCCGUCGACUCUUGGAAACAAACCCCACCAUUGAGAACCAUGGAAAGACUGCACGACAAGUACUCGUGGCUGCUGAGAGAAACAUGAAAGAUUCAACACAGUUGAAUUAUGAUUUCAGGAAUCCGUUUGUGGUUUGUGGGGCUACUUAUGUACCUAUUUACCGUGGUCAGAAGGAUAUCUCAUGUCCUUAUUGCAGCUCCCGCUUUGUGCCAGAUCAAGAAGGCCAGAUUUGUGCUGUUUGUGAUCUCGCAGUCAUUGGGGCAGAUGCAUCUGGCUUGCUUUGCUCUGCUGCACAGGUAAGGUAGGACGAUUGGCACUCUGGUUGGAGCUGUUUUACUUUACAAUUAUAGAACUGAGUUUCCUAGAUGCAAUUUCUGCAAAAGAGGUAGGAAAUCGAAAAUGAGUCUAGUUCCCUUAAAUUUCCGGCCAUUUUACAUUUCUUUCUAAUUUUUUUCUCUCUUUGUCACAUAUUUUCAUACCUUGUCUCUGUUUUUAGUUGUUUUGAGUCUCGACUGUGAUUUUGUGCAAUAAACCAUGAGAAAUUCUUCGUAGGCUAUUCUUUGGAUUCGAGAAUUAAUGUCCUGUGGGCAGGAAAUAGGUACCUACUACUAGUACCAAGUUUGAAGGGUUUUAUUUCAACUUUUGUUGGCACAAUAGAUUCUUUUUCAUAUUAUAGUUACUGUUAUAUUGCGAUGUAUUAAUAGAUUUUGUAUAUUUUUGAUGAAAUUCUUUUUCUAGUCGUGCUUUAUAUGAUUAUGGACAGUUGAAGUUUUUGUGCA